AUGAACAAGAUUCAUCUCUACCCACAGUUUCCACCACUACCAGUGGCACGCCUCGCCGGAUUCGGAGGAUACUACGGUGCCCUCGUCAAUCCAGGCCGAAACGUUAACAACCAACGUCAUAAUCUCUACGAAGAGAUUCCAUGUAUGGGCGUACUCGCCGAAGCCAUCAGACAGUCACUGUCUAACGCAGGCCCAGGUAGGUAUCAGUCCAACGUGACCUUCAACGGACAGCAACCCAAUCGAAAUCUGCUAGGAUUUCGACCGCUGGGCCAUCGAAGACCCGAACCCAAGAAUCUUGCCUUUGAACAAGGCAUUACUGAUUUGGAGUUCCCGAGUUAUCCAAAUAACUACGCGUUUAACAUUGAUUUGUUAAUCGAAAUCUCUAAUGUUUUAGCGAAAACUAAGACAUUCAAGAAUACCGAUACGGUGUUCUCCACUCUUACUGAGGUAGGAGCCCAAUCUCAAAUCAUAUUUGAGAUUCCACAGCUAACCGCUGAUAAUGCUGAGCAAUCGGCAUUGCUAGGCGAAUUGGCACCAAGAUGUCUAAACAAAGAGUCAGAAUCAAUCUUUGGCUCAGGCGUCUUCUUUGCACAGCAACUGAUGAAAGUUUCUGUUGCAAAUGAACACCGAUCAUGGUCGAUGUUCAACGUUAUCCCACAAGAGUGGGUCGACAACAGGAAUGAUCGGAGAGAUCUUCCUCAGCCAUUCCACUUCAACGGAUUCUGUUCCGUUUCACAAAUGGCUUCAACGUUCAGAAAGAACGUCAUAAAAACUAUAGUAACUACAAAACGAUAG
This is a messenger RNA of Phaedon cochleariae (mustard beetle), 795 nucleotides long. NCBI's taxonomy places the organism in Eukaryota, Metazoa, Arthropoda, Insecta, Coleoptera, Chrysomelidae. The record is from the annotation of a GenBank genome assembly.